AUGUGGAAGUGGAACUUGCGAUAUUUGCAAAACUGGAUUUAUGUAGAAUAAUUCUAGGUCUAAUUGCUAACCAGGAUAUUAAACAGAAGAUUACAAUACAUGUAUUUGAUAUCUUCGACCAAGUGCAAUUUUUUAGGAGGUUGUUCUACAUGUAUAGAUAUAACAAAUUAAGUAGCUCUCUAUUCAUGCAAAGAAGGGUAUAUCAUGAACACUUCAAAUAAUUGUGAAAAUUGUCCAAAUAAUAGUAAAAUCUGUGGUUCAACAUCAAUAUGUUUUUAAUGCUAAUAUAAUUAUUGGAAUAAUGGUAUUGUAUUUCUGAAUUAUAAUGUGCUUCUUGCAAAUAACACUAUUUUCUAUUUGAUCAUAAUUGCAUUAAAUGUUAGUUGCCAUUUUAUAAUUGUGUUGAUCUUGCCAUAAAAUGCAUUUUAUGUGCUCUUCCAAGUUAAAUCUCUAGGUAGCAAUGGAUAUUUUGUGAAUCCAUCAUUAUUUGGAUCAAAAUAUUAAAUUUUAUCUAUAUCUUAAAUAUACAAAAAUGGUGAUUAUUUUACUGAUUGUGCAUCAACGUUUUUGAUGAAUACUUCUAUUCCUAAUUAAUGUAUACAUCCUAAUAAAACUUAUGAAGUAUAAAAAACUACAUAUAAUUGA
This is a messenger RNA of Paramecium sonneborni, 645 nucleotides long. The record is from the annotation of a GenBank genome assembly. Lineage: Eukaryota; Ciliophora; Oligohymenophorea; Peniculida; Parameciidae.